GAGACCCCUCAUCUACAGCACGUGGAGGGACAGAGGAGCAGUGAUCCCUGUCUGUGAGAAGAAAUUCCAUCUGGGAAAGUGUCAGACCCAGGGGAUGAGAAUGUCAGCAGCAGCAGCAACAGUCUGACUAUGCAAUCAGUGCAACAGUUUGCUUCUGUGCCGCCUGAGCAGCCCUACCGGCCAGUCAUCUGCACUAACAGGGUAAGCGUGCCACUGUGCCACUGUGCCAGGGAUGAGAGGGGGGCAUCCUGCUGCCAUAGGGCAUCAUUAUUCAGAUCUGCAUAGCCUUGCUUGGAAAAUGUCUUUGACAGAGAUCUGUGUUUUGGGAUUGCAGCAUUGACUGAAAGGUCUUUGGAGCAGAUGAAGAUAAUAUGGGGGAUGGUUGUUCUCAAAAGCUGGCAUCUGCCAAAUACUUACGGAUUUUGCUGCUAAUUCUCAUUCCGUGUGUUUGUGCUCUUAUACUCUUGUUAGUGGUUCUGCUUACGUUUAUAGGUGUAAUAGAUAAAAACUGUUUCUACUUUAAUAAAAGUGACUCAUUAACACCCAACGUUGGAGUAGGAUCUCCGCACAUUCCUUUUGUUGGGAUGGGGGACAACACGUCAGAUGGAACAUUACAAAAAGACUUGGAUAUGCAGCCUACAUUAAGGAAUAUUCCUGCUACUCAGUUUGACCAAAGCUAUAUGAACUUCAGUGGAGUGAAAGAAACUUCACAGAACAACCCAUUUAUCCCUUUUACUCAAAGCACACUACCACAACACAGUGAUAAUGAUAAUUCCUUACUGACCAAAGAAACAGAACAAGAUAAAACCCUACUAAGGACUACAAAUGUCACUUCUAGGGACUUGAAUGAGGAAUCAGUCUCUUCAUCAGUGAAGACAGUUGGACCGGAGAAGCAGGGGUUUGCAAUUAAAGAAGGUGCCUGUAUAAACAUUACAUACAACCAAUGCCAACAUCUGCCGUACAAUUACACAGUUCCCAAAUCAGUGUAUUCAUUUGUUAAGAGCAUAGAGAUGGAAAUGUUCCUCAAGUUCUUCAGCUAUCUCAACCGUCUCAGCUGCUAUCAACACAUUAUGCUUUUCGGCUGCAGUCUGGCCCUUCCCGAAUGCUACAGCCAUGACGACGAGAGCCACCCCCUUCUGCCAUGCAGAUCGUUUUGUGAGGCAGCGCAAGAAGGCUGUGAGCCAGUGCUGGAGAUGGUCAAUUCUUCAUGGCCGGAGUUCCUGAGGUGCUCCCAGUUCCAGAAUAGAUCAGACAACAACAACACCAGCCGCGUGUGCUUCUCUCCAUUGCAAGAGAAAGGAAGGCAAUCUUUGUGCGGAGAGCAUGACAGCUUCUUGUGUGCCAAUGGAGUGUGCAUACAGAAGAAACUAAUGUGCAACGGCUACAAUGACUGCGAUGACUGGAGCGACGAGGUAUAUUGCAAUUGCAGUGAACAUUUAUUCCGCUGUAACACAGGGAAAUGUCUGAAUCACAGCUUUGUUUGUGAUGGAUAUGAUGACUGUGGGGAUCUAAGCGAUGAACAGAAUUGUGGUUGCAACCCCUUGGAAAGUUACCGGUGUGGAGAUGGGCGAUGCAUAACAUUAAGUUGGGUUUGUGAUGGAGACCAUGAUUGUGCCGACAAGUCAGAUGAAGUCAACUGCUCUUGUCACAGCCAAGGACUGACAGAGUGCAAGAAUGGACAGUGUAUUCCCAGUGCCUUUCGAUGUGAUGGAGACAGUGACUGCAAAGAUGGAAGUGAUGAAGAAAACUGCCCUGAAAUAAAGGGACAGCCAUGCCAUGAUGGGGACCCACGAUGUGUAUACCCAGCCUGCUCUGGGGCGUGUAUUAACGAUCCAAACUGUGGGAUAACUCAGAACAAGACUAACUGCAGUCAAUGUGAGCCAAUCACUUUGGAGCUAUGCAUAAACUUGCCUUAUAACUACACAACUUUCCCAAAUUACCUCGGACAUAGGACUCAGAAAGAAGCCUCUAUUAGCUGGGAAUCCUCACUAUUUCCAGCCCUUGUUCAAACCAAUUGCUACAAAUAUCUCAUGUACUUUGCAUGCACCAUUUUAGUACCAAAGUGUGAGCCGGAGACACAUCAGCGCAUACCACCUUGCAGAUCACUUUGUGAACAUUCGAAAGAGCGAUGUGAAUCUGUCCUGGGCAUUGUGGGAUUACAGUGGCCCGAAGACACAGACUGUACUCAGUUCCCAGAUGAAAAAUCCGAUAACCAGACUUGCCUGAUGCCUGAUGAAGAUGUAGAAGAAUGCUCACCCAGUCACUACAAAUGCCGUUCUGGGCGCUGCAUCCUAGCUUCCAGGAGGUGUGAUGGGGAAGCAGACUGUGAAGAUGAUAGUGAUGAAGAAAACUGUGAAUGUGCAGAGAGAGGCCUCUGGGAAUGUCCAGUAAACAAAAUGUGCAUAAAACAUUCCAUGAUCUGUGAUGGAUUUCCUGAUUGUCCAGAAGAGCUUGAAGAAAAGAACUGUUCUUCAUGCACAUCUGAAGAACUAGAAUGCGCCAACCAUGAAUGUGUAUCACGUGAUCGAUGGUGUGAUGGUCUCAUAGACUGCACAGACGGCUCAGAUGAAUGGAAUUGUGUCACCUUGUCUAAAAGUGUGAGCUCUUUGACUUUCCUGACCAUUCACAGGUCAGCAUCUGACUAUCAUGUAUGUGCUGAUGAUUGGGAGGAAGAGUUGACACAAUGGGUCUGCAAUCAACUGGGUUUAGGAGGUCCAUCUAUAACAGCAGAAGCAACAGAACUCGACCACUUUGGACACAAUGAAUGGCUGCAUCUGAAGGAAGACUGGAAAAAACAAAAUGGGUCUACGUUUCAUGAGCUGCUAAUAAAAGGGCAACCAUGUGAAAGCAGACGCAAAGUUUCUCUUCUUUGUACCAAGGAAGAUUGUGGGCGUCGCCCUGCAGCAAGAAUGAGCAAAAGGAUACUUGGUGGAAGGACCAGCAGGCCUGGACGCUGGCCGUGGCAAUGCUCUCUACAAAGUGAUCCAAGUGGGCACAUAUGUGGCUGUGUGCUGAUAGGAAAAAAAUGGGUGCUUACUGUGGCACACUGCUUUGAGGGGAGAGAAAGUGCUGCAGUAUGGAAGGUUGUAUUCGGAAUAAACAACUUGGAUCACCCAUCAGAUUUUGCGCAGACACGGCUGGUCAAGAAAAUAAUCCUCCACCCACGCUACAACAGAGCUGUAGUAGACUAUGACAUUAGUAUUGUAGAACUAAAUGAGGACAUCACAGAAACCAGUUAUGUACGGCCUGUGUGCUUACCAACUAAGGGACAGCUGGUUGAACCGGAUACAUAUUGCUACAUCACAGGCUGGGGCCACAUGGGUAACAAAAUGCCUUUUAAAUUGCAAGAAGGGGAGGUUCGGAUUAUUUCCUUGGAACGCUGUCAAUCCUAUUUCGAUAUGAAGACAAUAACCUCCAGGAUGCUGUGUGCUGGCUAUGAGUCCGGAACAAUAGAUUCCUGCAUGGGAGACAGUGGAGGGCCCCUUGUUUGUGAAAAGCCUGGAGGAAAAUGGACACUGUAUGGCCUCACAUCCUGGGGAUCUGUAUGUUUUUCCAAGGUUUUAGGACCUGGAGUCUACAGCAAUGUGUCUCACUUUGUUGAGUGGAUUGAAAGACAAAUAUACAUUCACAGUUUUCUAAUCAGCUAAAGACAGAGUUGGGUCAGAAUUUCACCUUAGCCUCAUGUGAGGUUUCAUGUGUGGACAUUUCUGUUGUGAAUAGCAACAAGAAUUAUAUAUUUUUUGUCCUUGGUAUUCUGUAUUUCAGUCUGAAAUAUUAGAAAUUUUGUAUAUAAUUGUUCACUUGAAAUUAUUUCUGUGUGUAUUCCAUUCCCAAAUUCCUAACACAGAAAACACAAUUUUCUAUUGUUCUGUUGGAAGGGACUGUGUCAUAGUAAAGUAGGGUUGCCACCUGGCCGGUAUUUCACUGACCUAGCAGCUAAAGUACCAGCCAGGGCCGGUAUUACAAAUUUACCAGCAAUGUAGUUGCCUGUAUAUUUGUUAUACCUUGUCCUCCGGCUCUGGCCUGCCUCCGAUCCAUCCCCAGCCCGCUCUCAAACUUUCGAAUGUGGCAUACUGACUUCCUGCAUAAAGAAAAAUCUUCAGCACACCACUUACAUACAUGUUCUCACAGGGUGCUUGACUUCCACAGCCGCUCCCAAGCCUUUUUUCCAUGUAUCUUUGCAAAGGGGAAGAAGCACUCCAGUGUGUCGGCAAUGCCUUUAAAUCAUUUAUUUGCAGAAAUGAACAAACAGCACAAGCUUUUGGGGGUGACCCCUUCUUCAUUUCUGCAAAUAAAUGAUUUAAAGGCAUUGCCGACACACUGGUGUGCUUCUUCCCCUUUGCAAAGAUACUGACUUCCUGCCCCAUCCCUAUUUACAUCAUUGCUCCAUCCCUGAUAUCAUGGAUCCACCCCCUCUUUGACUUGCCCCCUGCCCUGGCCGGUAAGGAGAAACCUGAAAGGUGGCAACCCUAUAAUGAAGAUAUAUAUAUAUAUAUAUAUAUAUAUAUUUGUAAAGACAGUAGCAAAGCCAGCAUCAAGCUAUUUAAGACAGAUUAAAGGGUGAUUUACUAAAUUCAAUGUGAUUUUCGCUCACAAAGUCAAAUAAAAAUGGUAAUUUUUUUCACAAA
Xenopus tropicalis (tropical clawed frog) is the source of this 4628-nucleotide messenger RNA. RefSeq names its product corin, serine peptidase (gene corin). NCBI's taxonomy places the organism in Eukaryota, Metazoa, Chordata, Amphibia, Anura, Pipidae. The transcript has 22 exons. The coding region runs from base 372 to 3647 and encodes 1091 amino acids. Gene Ontology annotation, cellular component: plasma membrane; membrane; extracellular region. Gene Ontology annotation, molecular function: serine-type endopeptidase activity; hydrolase activity; peptidase activity. The record is from RefSeq and is a predicted model, not a curated record. Gene Ontology annotation, biological process: proteolysis; peptide hormone processing; regulation of blood pressure.